Messenger RNA from Helianthus annuus (common sunflower), 939 nucleotides. RefSeq lists its product as uncharacterized. The transcript has 4 exons. NCBI's taxonomy places the organism in Eukaryota, Viridiplantae, Streptophyta, Magnoliopsida, Asterales, Asteraceae. Bases 1 to 939 code for a protein of 312 amino acids. The record is from RefSeq and is a predicted model, not a curated record.
AUGUGGAAUGAGAAGCUUGUUGAUGUCUUGCUUGAACUUGGGUUUGAGCAAAUCAUAACUAGUAGCUGUUCGUAUGAGAUUUCUAGAAUUAAAUCCCUUCUUAAAUUUAAGUUUUUGAUUAAGGAUUUGGGAAUGUUAAAGUAUUUCCUUGGGAUUGAGGUUUUAAAAACCAAAGAUGGCUUAUGUUUAUCACAAAGGAAAUAUUGUCUUGACUUGCUUGCUGAAUUUGGUCUGACUGGAUUGGGAAAACUAAUAUAUCUUUCUCAUACUAGACCUGAUAUUGCCUAUUCAGUUCAAUAUCUAAGUCAAUAUAUGCACAGUCCCACCAAUGCCCAUUUCAAAAUCGCUUUAAGGCUUUUAAGAUAUCUCAAGGGUUCUCCCGGGAAAGGCAUACUGUUUAAGAAAGGGGAUUCCUUAGAUCUUAAAGCCUUUGUUGAUUCUGACUGGGGCAAAUGUGUUAACUCUAGGAAAUCUAUCACUGGUUUCUGUAUAUUCUUAGGAAACUCUCUUAUUUCAUGGAAAAGCAAAAAACAGUCUACCAUUUCUAGAUCUUCUGCUGAGGCAGAAUAUCGUGCCAUGUGUGCUGCGACAUGUGAAAUCAUUUGGCUUCUUAACAUUUUAAAUGAACUUAAAAUUGAUGUUAAACUACCUGUUUCGCUUUUUUGUGACAAUACAGCAGCUAUUUCAAUAGCUGCUAAUCCUGUUUUUCACGAUCGAACAAAACAUUUUGAAAUUGAUCUCUUCUUUUUAAGAGAAAAAAUUUCCAAAGGUGUCAUUAAGACCGUUGGUGUCUCGUCUGAAGAUCAAACUGCAGAUGGCUUUACGAAAGGGUUGCAUGUUCAAGCUCAUGAUAAGGAUGAUGAGCUACGAAGGUCAUUUCAAGCCGAUUUUGCACGUUCAGGGGAGGAGCUUCAGUGCUUCACGACGGCGUUUCAUUAG